AUGGAUCAGAAGCUGGAUAUCUUCAGGAGGGAGCUAGUGGAUGUUCAAGGUGUCCCUCUCUUCUGGAGCAUUGCUGAGCAGUGGUCCCAAGUGGAGUCAUUUGAGGCCCGGCCUGAUGAUCUUUUGAUCUCCACCUAUCCCAAAUCUGGGACAACCUGGAUCAGCGAAAUACUGGAUUUGAUCUAUAACAACGGGGAUGCAGAGAAGUGUAAACGGGAUGCAAUCUAUAAGCGAGUGCCUUUCAUGGAGCUUAUAAUUCCUGGAUUGUCAAAUGGUAUUGAACUGUUGGAAAGCAUGCCGUCUCCUCGGUUGGUGAAAACUCAUCUACCUGUUCAACUUCUUCCUUCCUCAUUUUGGAAAAAUGACUGCAAGAUGGUCUAUGUGGCACGGAAUGCCAAAGACGUGGCUGUUUCUUACUAUUAUUUCUACCAAAUGGCAAAAAUGCACCCAGAGCCUGGCACCUGGGAGGAGUUCCUUGAUAAAUUCAUGGCUGGGCAAGUGGGUUUUGGUUCCUGGUAUGAUCAUGUGAAGGGCUGGUGGGAGAAAAGAAAAGAUUACCGUAUCCUUUAUCUGUUUUACGAAGAUAUGAAAGAAGAUCCAAUGUGUGAAAUUAAAAAAUUAUUAAAGUUUCUAGAGAAAGACCUACCAGAAGAAAUUGUAAAUAAAAUCCUCUAUCACAGCUCUUUCGAUGUAAUGAAGGAGAAUCCUAGUGCAAAUUACAGCACUAUGAAGAAAGAAGAGAUGGACCAUUCUGUGUCUCCAUUCAUGAGAAAAGGCAUUUCAGGUGACUGGAAGAAUCAGUUCACUGUAGCCCAGUAUGAGAAAUUUGAAGAAGAUUAUGUCAAGAAAAUGGCAGAGUCAACACUUAAGUUUAGGUCAGAGAUCUAG
Peromyscus leucopus (white-footed mouse) is the source of this 888-nucleotide messenger RNA. Its product is annotated as sulfotransferase 1 family member D1. Gene Ontology annotation, molecular function: sulfotransferase activity. Gene Ontology annotation, cellular component: cytoplasm. The transcript is spliced from 7 exons. Gene Ontology annotation, biological process: sulfation. The record is from RefSeq and is a predicted model, not a curated record. NCBI's taxonomy places the organism in Eukaryota, Metazoa, Chordata, Mammalia, Rodentia, Cricetidae. The coding region runs from base 1 to 888 and encodes 295 amino acids.